Messenger RNA from Laetiporus sulphureus 93-53, 2322 nucleotides. RefSeq names its product para-aminobenzoic acid synthetase. The coding region runs from base 1 to 2322 and encodes 773 amino acids. The record is from RefSeq and is a predicted model, not a curated record. Gene Ontology annotation, biological process: L-tryptophan biosynthetic process. NCBI's taxonomy places the organism in Eukaryota, Fungi, Basidiomycota, Agaricomycetes, Polyporales, Laetiporaceae. The transcript has 3 exons.
AUGGCGAUACCCAGCCGACCUCGCAUUCUACUCAUAGACUCGUACGAUUCAUUCACCCACAAUCUUGCAGCAUUAUGUCGUCGCGCUGUACCUGAAUGUGACAUCCAUAUCAUCAAGAACGACGCCAUCUCCAUUUCGGAGCUCACUGUCCUGUUGGAUCACUUUUCUGCUGUGAUCGUCGGACCAGGCCCUGGUUCCCCCUACAAUCCAGAUGAUAUAGGUCUGAUCAAGCACCUCUGGAAGCUUUCCGAUCAACACCUUCUCCCCGUGUUUGGAGUUUGCCUUGGUCUACAAAGUCUCGCUCUGGAAUUCGGUGGCCGGCUCAAGAGACUGAGCGUAGUCAAACACGGCCAGGUAUCGCGCAUCCUUCACCAGGGUAGUGAGAUAUUCAAAGGCGUCGGGGACGUGGAUGCUGUUCGCUACCAUUCGUUGCACGUAGAGCUACGCGGUGACGAGGAGGUCGAACCGCUCGCCUGGGCAGAUGAUGGGGAGGAGAAUGGACGCGUCGUGAUGGCCGUCAAGCACAACGUCAAGCCGUUUUGGGCUGUCCAGUACCAUCCUGAGUCUGUCCGUACUCGCGGUGGGGGAGCAGAAGUCCUUUCAAACUUUUGGCGUUUAGCCAAGAAUUGGGCUAUGAUGAAGUCCCGACAGCUACGUCCCUGGAGUGCUACUGUCGGCACAGCAGUCGGUCCAUCAUGGCCCAUCUCACCACCCAUGAGCGCCCCUCACUCCUCUGUCCCAGUCACCAAAGUCAGCACCCGCGUCUUGCAGUUACCCGGGAUCGCACCCACUCAGAUCUGCGAGCUCCUCGGUGUCGCCGACGAGUCCUCCGACUUCGUCUUACUUGACUCUGCUGCUCAGCCUGGCCGAUUCUCCGUGAUCGGAUGUCUCACGGCGGCAUCGCAGAAAAUAACGUACUGCGUGGGCGGUUCGCAUGUGUGCGUGUCGACGCAAGGUGAUGGUUCACACUUGGAGCAACUGCACGCGGCUGAUAUCUGGACGUGGCUUGCCGCCUUCAUGCGUGCUAGAAGAGCGGAGGCUGGCGCGACCGAAGUGCCCUUUUGGGGCGGGCUUGUCGGGUUCUUGACCUAUGAGCUCGGUGUGCAAUCUUUGGCUGCGGCACUGCCAUCGCGACGGCAAAAAUGCGCUCAUGGACGUCACUCUGACGUUAGUCUGGUAUUUGUCGAAAGGAGCAUAGUCUUAGACUCCCUAACAGGUAAGGUGCAUGUGCAAUCAAUAUUGCCAGACGACGACGCCUGGCUUGACGAUACAUCUCUUCUCCUCAAACAGAGCGCCAAGACGCAGCCAGAAGAGGCGCGCGCUUCACCUACCAAGCGCAGAAAGAAGAACAGUUCUGCGGCUGCUCCUACAGUGGUUCUUCCGGAUCGCGAACGAUACAUCGCUCGUAUCAACCAAGCCAAGGAACAUCUGUUCGCUGGUGACUCAUAUGAGCUCUGUCUCACCGCAGCCACUCACAUACGCGUUCCGAAGACAGUCUCCACAGGUGCAAAGCGCAGCUCCUCGUCAUGGGAACUAUACAAACUCCUGCGCUCCCGCAACCCCGCGCCUCAUUCCGCCUAUCUGCGCUUACACCCGUCCACUCUCCUUUCGUCCUCUCCUGAGCGCUUCCUGUCCUAUUCCAGGCCGCCGCAUUCCACAUGUCAACUGCGCCCCAUCAAGGGCACUGUCCGCAAGGCACCCGGGGUAACGCGCGCUGUUGCGGAAAAGGCGCUUGUAGGUAGCGCGAAGGAAGUCGCGGAAAAUCUCAUGAUCGUUGAUCUGAUACGACAUGACUUGCACGGCGUCGUUGGCGAGGUUGUGGAGGUCAAGCAGUUCUGCAAAGUAGAAGAGUACAAGACUGUCUGGCAGCUCGUGAGUGUCAUCGAGGGCAAGCUACCAGGUGAUGUAGAUAGCGAGCAUGAGAUGAAUUUGGGAUGGGAAGUAUUACAACGAAGUUUGCCGCCUGGCAGCAUGACCGGAGCGCCCAAGAAGCGAAGCGUGGAGAUUCUGCACACGCUCGAGGAUGACGAUCGCAGCGUCUACUCUGGCGUGUUCGGGUACUGGUGCGUCGGGGGCGGAGGAGACUGGUCUGUGACUAUUCGCAGUUGUUUCAAGCAUGACGAGACCCAACUAUUGUCCCGUGCUGACGAAGACGAGGAUGCCGAAGACGAUUCAACUCGGGCCGACACCUGCACCGAAGAGUGGACCCUUGGUGCUGGUGGCGCCAUAACGGCGCUGUCUGACCCUGAAGCAGAGUGGGAGGAGAUGAUUGUGAAAGUGGAGAGCGUGAUCAGGGCGUUUGGGGAUGUGGAAUUCUCCUGA